CUGAUGACGUAAUGAAUCUACUCUGGCGGAAUUCCUUCUCCCUCUGAUAUCCCAGAAUUCACAGCGUGACCUGCAGUAUUGACAAAGAAAAGAACGACAGAAAACAGGGUGGGCUCUGCAAAACAAUACCCCCAAAAUUUGACGACAAUAAGGGUGCAGCAUUACGUUAUCCUGCUAAGAAGCUGAGGGUGAGUGGGAAGGGCCAUCUGCACGUGAAGGGAGGUUACAAACCUGCAGAGCUUCCAGAGAGAAGGCCCUGACAGACACCUCUUCAGAGCUUCCAGAGAGAGGGCCCUGACAGGCACCUCUUCAGAGCUUCCAGAGAGAGGGCCCUGCCAGACACCUCUUCAGAGCUUCCAGAGAGAGGGCCCUGCCAGACACACCUGCAGAGCUUCCAGAGAGAGGGCCCUGCCAGACACACCUGCAGAGCUUCCAGAGAGAGGGCCCUGCCAGACACCUCUUCAGAGCUUCCAGAGAGAGGGCCCUGCCAGACACACCUGCAGAGCUUCCAGAGAGAGGGCCCUGCCAGACACAUAGGACGAGAGAAAGGGACUGGGGAGUGAGCUCAGCUGGAGCCAAUGCAGCAGCAGAGUGGACAGCCUGAGCUAGUGGAAGGAAGCCUUCCCGUGUUCGUGUUCCCCACAGAGCUUGUCUUCUACGCGGACGAGCAGACCUCCCACAAGCAGGUUCUCACCCUCUACAACCCCUAUGAGUUCGCCCUCAAGUUCAAAGUGCUAUGCACAGCGCCCAACAAGUAUACCGUGGUGGAUGCCACCGGAGCCGUCAAACCACAGUGCUGUGUUGACAUAGUGAUUCGACACAAAGAUGUGCGGGCCUGUCACUAUGGGGUGUCUGAUAAGUUCCGGCUGCAGGUGUCUGAGCAGAGCCAGAGGAAGGCCCUGGGCCGGAAGGAAGUGACGGCCACUCUGAGGCCCUCGGCUGCCCAGGAGCCCUCUAGCCCCCGGCCCCAGGAGGAGGAGCGACAGAUGAGGGAACAGCUAGCAGACAGCGUCUUCUUUGAGCAGACCACCUUCCAGACAGAGAGCCGCUCUCAGUCUGGGGGCCCAAGCCUGCUGACGGUGCUGUUGGGGUUGGUGUGUAUGGCUGCCCUCAUGCUGCCCACCCUGGGGGAGCAAGAAUCCACCGUGCCUGUCUACCUCCACUUAAGUGUUACCAAGAAACUUGUAGCUGCUUACGUUCUAGGUCUUCUUACAAUGGUUAUCCUGCGUACAUGAAGUGCUAUGGGGGCUGGAAAGAGAGAACGAGGAGAAGAGGAUACAAAAGAGAAGAGAACAUUCACUCACCCAAGGCAACUACAUGCUUGAAAGGGUAGUGUUGAGGGGGAGGGGGUAUCCGGUCAAUUCCCCCUUCCUCUGUCCCAAAAACAUACAUCUAAUUGUUUUGAAAUAAAAACAUAAUACUGACUGAAACAAAGCAAGAGACCUCUGAUGCAGCGGGCACAGAAAUAACAUUCUGGAAGGAGGGCAUUGUGUGGGUCUGCGGCUGUUGUAGGAAGGGUUUGUAUAAAAACACGUGGGUCAUUAAAUUGUGUUUGACUUCA
Messenger RNA from Oncorhynchus gorbuscha (pink salmon), 1561 nucleotides. It is a transcript of the gene mospd1, whose product is annotated as motile sperm domain containing 1. The coding region runs from base 579 to 1235 and encodes 218 amino acids. Gene Ontology annotation, cellular component: cytoplasm. The transcript has 6 exons. NCBI's taxonomy places the organism in Eukaryota, Metazoa, Chordata, Actinopteri, Salmoniformes, Salmonidae. The record is from RefSeq and is a predicted model, not a curated record.